Messenger RNA from Tripterygium wilfordii, 1131 nucleotides. RefSeq lists its product as uncharacterized. Lineage: Eukaryota; Viridiplantae; Streptophyta; Magnoliopsida; Celastrales; Celastraceae. Bases 36 to 719 code for a protein of 227 amino acids. The transcript is spliced from 3 exons. The record is from RefSeq and is a predicted model, not a curated record. Gene Ontology annotation, molecular function: metal ion binding.
UAUAUGCAUGUUAGUAGCUAAGUCAUUAAUAAAGCAUGCCAUACUCCACACACUACUUCCACUCUCAUUCUUCACAACACCACCACAACACAAAACACAGAAACACACACACUCUUUCUAUGGCUGAUGCUAUGAAGAUGAAACAUGCAAGGUCAGGCAAGACAAUGAUGGGGUUCAUGUGCCAGUCCUCAUCCACUGCAGUGUGCAUGGCAGGUGGUGGUAACUCAGUCAUUGUUCCAUUGAGAAGGCCAUCAACAAUACUUGAAGCCGCUGAUAACACAAGAUUACUUGACAAUAGUGGCAAGUACUAUACAAGGGUGGUUCAUGAUUCUCAUCACAGGCUUAGUAGUACUACUACUACUACUCUCCCUAUUAACAAUAAGAUCAGACCACCUGCAGUGUUCGUAGCUUCUCUCAAGAAGAGAGAACAAGGUGUCCACUCACCGCGAAAGGCACCGAAGACCACCCAAAUUGAUCCACCACCAGCACUACCUUCUUCAGACAAUGUUUUUCAGCCACAGGUGGUUGUUAUGAGAGUUUCUCUCCACUGUCAAGGUUGUGCAGGUAAAGUAAAGAAGCAUCUAUCUAAGAUGGAAGGGGUUACAUCGUUCAGCAUAGAUCUAGAGAACAAGAGGGUGACAGUGAUGGGACAUGUAUCACCAAUUGGAGUGUUGGAGAGCAUUAAGAAAGUGAAGAAGGCUGAGUUUUGGCCCAGUUGAACUCAUAUUCUACCUGUCUUUGGCAUUUCUUACUGUAGUAGUUGGUCUAAUAAUGGUGGUCCUCCCAAUUAAUAACUAUAUGGGGAGGGUCCAUUUCUCCAUGACUUAGUUAGUCAGACCUGCAACACUACUAACUGUUGAUGCUGAUAUUUCCUACUUUAACAAAUUAUCAAUUAUUAUUAAUUUCUUCUCUUUUGUUUUUUGAAUAGAAAUUUUUUAUUAAGGCACCAAGCAGGUGCAGACCAGAGAUUACACAGUUGUUAGACUUAUAGUGUCAAGAACAUUGUUACAAUUAACCAACUCUUCCACAUCAAAGAAAUACAUAAACGAGGCCAGUAUUUAUGAAGAUGCAACAAAAUCUAGAUGCGUAUGUACAAACUGAAACAAAUAAUAGAAAGAAAGACAGUAAACU